UCGUUGUUCUUGCACACCGCUUAGUGUGUCUCGAGAUAUUUCCGGGUGGUCAAGCUUGUAGACAAGGUCCUUUGAAAGUGUGGUCAUCGGUCAAGCUUGGAAGCAGGGACUAAAUGGGCCAAUCAGACGGCGGUCGGUAUACCGAGACAGGCACUUCUGGCUUUGGUCGAAGAGGCGCGAGCGCGGGACGAAUCCCAUUCGGUCCGGUAAAUGAGGGUCGCCCAUGUCCCAUCGGUGAAGCAAAUGGGGUCAGAGUCGGGUUGCAGGGCACUAGAUGGCCGUUGAAUGCGUCAGGAGGGUGCAGCUGAAGCUUGCCGUCAAGCGCCACAAACACCGUUGGGUGCUAGCCGAAACAGCAAAUGGCUAGGAGAGUGCGAGGCGCUAACGGCUUUGGGAGUCCGAGGAGGACUUUCUGAUAUGGCGGGCAAGUUGAGGAGGUGUAAUGAGGCCAUGGACGGCUGGAGGCGGCACAGUCAUGGUCAACAGGUGUGGUUAGCGAUGGCAACGAUGGCUCUGGUCUGGUCUGGCCAUUGCGCGCGCGUUUGGCAGCGUCGUGUUUGCAGCAUCGCAUUUCCCGUUGCAGAGCCUCGUUGUCGCGGCGCGUCGGUCCCUGAGACGGGAAGCCCACAGUUGCGUUCAUUCGGCUGCAGCCGCACGCGUCCAAACAAGCAAAGGGACACGCUGGCGGAGAGAGGCAGAUUGGACAGUGGCACAGGCAGGCAGGCCGGCAGGCAGGCAGCGUCUAAGAUUGUCGGGAGAGUACGGGAGGAGUCACGUGGGGCAGGGCAAGGUAAGGUAAGCAGCUAGCCGCAGUGGGCACACACGGCCGGACAGGUGGCUGCACAGGUGGGCUGCACAGGUGAGGUGCACACAACAGGCCCCAUGGCCGAGGACGUUGUGCGCUGCACUCGUGUUGCGUGCUGGUGCUGGUGCUGAUGCUGGAGUCGCU
This is a messenger RNA of Alternaria alternata, 949 nucleotides long. RefSeq lists its product as hypothetical. Lineage: Eukaryota; Fungi; Ascomycota; Dothideomycetes; Pleosporales; Pleosporaceae. The record is from RefSeq and is a predicted model, not a curated record. The coding region runs from base 286 to 807 and encodes 173 amino acids. The transcript has a single exon.